Molecule: messenger RNA, 1270 nt
Organism: Halichondria panicea
Lineage: Eukaryota; Metazoa; Porifera; Demospongiae; Suberitida; Halichondriidae
Product: annexin A4-like
Exons: 10
Coding region: 155-1126 (323 amino acids)
Cellular component (GO): cytoplasm
Molecular function (GO): calcium-dependent phospholipid binding; calcium ion binding
Source: RefSeq, a predicted model, not a curated record
UUAUUGACCGACAGUGAACAGGGUAUUUAACCACUGCACGCGGUACCCGUACUCAGCUUUUAGCCCUGAUUUUGAACACUGGUGCAAGCUCUCCUUGAUACCUUUGAUUUGCAGCAUCUCUUGAUCUCUCUAGACCACUGAAUAAUUCGACAGAAUGGCAAGCUCUGGCGAUGCAGGAACCGUUACUCCAGCCCCCAACUUCAAUGCAGAGGCCGAUUGUGAGGUUCUCAGGAAAGCAAUGAAGGGACUCGGCACUGACGAGAAGGCCCUGAUCAACCUUCUGUGUUACAGGUCCAACGCUCAACGACAGGAGCUCAAAAUCAAGUACAAGUCCAUGUUUGGCAGGGACCUUGUUGAUGAUAUUAAGGGUGAACUGAGUGGACACUUUGAGGACGUUAUGCUUGGAAUCAUGAUGCCCAUCCCAGACUUUGCUGCCUACAGUGUUAAGAAAGCUGUGAAGGGUCUAGGAACAGAUGAGGAAACUCUCAUUGAGGUCAUAUGCACUGCCACCAACGAGGAACUAACUGCCAUCAAGGAAGCAUACAAAAGGCUGUACAAGAAGAGUAUGGAGGAUGCUGUACGUACUGACUUGUCUGGUGACUUCAAGAGAAUGAUGGUCUCCCUCAUGACUGCUUCUCGUGAACCAGAGGGCCCUGUAGACCAGGCUAAGGCUGCUGCUGAAGCCAAGGCUCUGUAUGAUGCAGGAGAGGGACAGAUGGGAACAGACGAGUCCAAGUUCAACCAGAUUUUGUGCGUGAGGAGCUACUCUCACUUGAGGGCUGUGUUUGCUGAUUACGCCAGGAUCUCAAAGACAGACAUUGUGGGUGCCAUCAAGAAAGAGAUGUCUGGAGACUUGGAGAAAGCAUACCUUGCUGUUGUGCGCAGUGUGAUGGAUCGUCCCUCCUUCUUUGCUGAUCGUCUGUAUCGCUUCAUGAAGGGAGCAGGCACUGAUGACGAUGAUCUUGUGAGGGUGGUGGUUGCUCGUUGUGAGGUGGACAUGGUGCAAAUCAAGGAGGCCUUCCCCAAGCUCUACAACAACCAGGGCAAGAGUCUUGCCUCAUUCAUCAAGGGAGACACCAGCGGUGACUAUGAGAGAUCUCUGCUGGCCCUUAUCAGAGAGAAAUAAUUUUUCUUGCUUUCAAGAAUCCUGAACUUCAAUAUGAUUAGUGAAACUAGAAAAUUUAUAGAAAUUUAGAGACUUUAGACUUUUGAACUUUUAUCCCCUUGUCCUGAUAUUGAAGAAGACAUAUAAUUUUUGAUACAUCAAAAA